Candoia aspera is the source of this 1737-nucleotide messenger RNA. RefSeq names its product NADH:ubiquinone oxidoreductase complex assembly factor 6 (gene NDUFAF6). Gene Ontology annotation, cellular component: mitochondrion. NCBI's taxonomy places the organism in Eukaryota, Metazoa, Chordata, Lepidosauria, Squamata, Candoiidae. Bases 335 to 1003 code for a protein of 222 amino acids. The transcript has 9 exons. Gene Ontology annotation, biological process: biosynthetic process; mitochondrial respiratory chain complex I assembly. The record is from RefSeq and is a predicted model, not a curated record.
GGCGGUGGCUGCAGGCGCGGCGGCGCUGGGCCGAGGGUCGCGCGCGGCUCUUUCACCUUGGCAACUGCGGGUCUCGCGUGGCGGGCGCGGGUGGCUGCUGAGCCCCGCCAGCCUCGGAGGGCGCGCGCCGGCUGCCCUGGCCGCUUCUAACCAGUCGAGCGCGGGAGGAGAGGAGCGCUACUGCCUGGAUUUGCUGCGAAAACGGGACUAUGAAGGCUUCCUCUGUGCACUGCUGUUGCCUGCAGAAUCACGUGCCUCUGCAUUUGCCCUGAGAGCCUUCAAUGUAGAACUGGCUCAGAUUAAAGACUCUGUAACUGAGAAGACCAUUGGUUUGAUGCGGAUAGAGUUUUGGAGGAAAACUGUGGAAGACAUUUACCAGGAUAAUCCACCACAACAACCAGUGGCAAUAGAGUUGUGGAAGGCUGUUAAGAGGCAAAACCUGACCAAAAGAUGGCUUAUGAAUAUUAUUGAUCAAAGGGAAAAGAAUCUGGAUGACCGAGCAUAUCAGAAUAUCAUUGAACUUGAGGCUUAUGCUGAAAAUACACAGAGUGCACUCCUUUAUCUCACACUAGAAACACUUGGUGUGAGGGACAUCCACGCAGACCAUGCUGCCAGUCACAUAGGAAAGGCACAAGGCAUUGUAACCUGUUUAAGGGCUACUCCAUACCAUGCUAGCCGAAGGAAGGUGUUUCUCCCCAUGGAUAUUUGCAUGCUGCAUGGUGCUUCACAAGAGGAUUUCAUAAGAAAAAAUCAGGAGAAGAAAAUGAAAGAUAUUGUAUAUGACAUUGCGAGUCAAGCCCACGUUCAUCUGGAACACGCUAGGUCCUUCAAGAAGAAUGUCCCUGCCAAAGCAUUCCCUGCCUUCCUCUGUACAGUUGCCAUUGAAGAUUAUUUACAUAAAAUACAAAAAGCUGACUUCAAUGUAUUUCAUCCAAGUCUACAUCAGAAGAGCACUUUACUACCUUUGCAUUUGUACAUUAGAUCAUGGAAAAAAGCUUAUUGAAGAAUAUUUAAUAUGAGAUUGAGUCUUUCUGAUUGAGAAUUGUUAAAUCUUUUUCAUUUACGUGGCAAUGUUCUAUGGAUGAUAUAUCCAGGCUCUUCUUUUCACAUUUAGUCCAACCCCAGACCUCACAACAACCUUGUGAAGUACAUUAGGUAAAUUGGUAACUAGCCCACUGUCACUGGGUAAACUUCAUGACUGAGUCAGUAUUUGAACACAAGCUUUGUCGUCUAAAUCUAACACUAUCCAUUAAUGGAGUAGCCUUCAACAAUAUGUCACCUUCCAGUUGUGUUGAAGGCUCCUUAGAUCAUUUGCCAUUGUCUUUAUUAUGCAACAUUUAUUUUUCUGCUUUUCUUUAAAAAACGGAAGUACCCCCCUGCUCCCAACUUGUAUUCAUUUAAUUUAUACCUGGCAUCAUGGAACUUGAGGGUUCUUUAGCAACCUUAAAUCCAGGGACUAAUCAAACAAGAGGCCUGCUUAGGUUCAGCCAGGUAGCUGCAUCAAUAACAGAUUAAAACUUAUAAAUAGAACAAAAUUAAUUGAAAAAGAGCAAAGUUGAAUAAAAUGAACUUCCAGAAUUUUCUAGCCAGCAUAGCCAUUGUGAAGAGGUCUGGGGGUUGAAAGAUCACACAUUGGGCAAGUGUCCAGAUUGGGGAGAGUGGUCCAUAGGAUGCUGAUUCUUCAUGUCUCAUAGAAUAUUUGUAUGCAUUAAUUUAUUAAAGUAUUUCUAUACUGCU